UCUCAGCCAGGAUAUGUGAAGCUGUCUAAGCCAGUGGCCCUGUGGACUCAGCAGGAUGUGUGCAAAUGGCUGAAGAAACACUGUCCCAAUCAGCACCAGAUCUACAGCGACUCCUUCAAACAGCACGACAUCACAGGGCGAGCUCUGAUGAGAUUGACAGACAGAAAGCUGGAAAGAAUGGGUAUCAUGCAGGACACCCAAAGGCAGCACAUCCUGCAGCAGGUCCUUCAGCUUCGCGUCCGGGAGGAAGUCAGGACCCUUCAACUUCUCACACAAGGGACAGCUACGAGUGGAGGCUCAUCGCUUAUUGCUUACAGUCAACAGAGGCGCACGAGGCACCCCAAACAGAUAUGAUACCCAAACAACAACGGCCUCUGAUUGUCAAGUGGAGGACCUGAUAGUGGCACUUUGGAGUGCAGGGUGCAGAGCAAGGGGGCUCUGCUUACUGGUGACAUAAGUGCUCUAGCUGUGUGGAGAGUGACAAAAGAGCUUGGUAAAUAAGUUCAAAUAUUGCUCGCUUCCUCAGCCAUGCACACUUCGCCCAAUCACUGCGUGAAGUGAGCAUGCUGGUUGAAUUGUCCGUUUCAGGAAAAGUGAGCUGGAAGAGGUUUUAGACGUCUUUCGACAAUCCAACAAGCACUUUGUUUGAAGCGUACGGUCCCGUUAUUAUGAUGAUAUAAAUCAAGUACAAAUGUGGACACUUAUUGCGCAUGACGUCAGUAGUGCUGUUAACAUUGAUUGCGCCUGGUAUCGUGACACUAUAAUGAUACAUACUGAACAAGCUCCAUGGAUGAACCAAGCAAACACAAACGCUUUGCACGACAGCAACUCGUAUGACGUUGAAAGGGAAACAUACUUGACAAGUUUUGUUACAAACUAGCCUGAUAUAAAUAAUGAUUUUAGAGCACGACUUGAUAUGAAAGGUUUGAGAAGCCCUAGUUUAGUGACAAUAAAGUGAAAGUGCACUUGAAUUUUCAUCUUGACAGACAGACAGACAGACAGACCCUGUCCUCCUUCAGCUAAAAUGUCAACAAAAGUUAUUAUAGUUACAGUUUUCAUCCUAAAACAGUGCUAAAAAUCUUAAUGCUUCAUAUGAUUCAAAUAAAUCCUUGUUUUUUUUACAGUUAGUGGCAAAACCUUUUUAUUACAAAGCUCUUGUCAAGUACAGCUGUGCUUCGAAAGGGAGGAAAUGAAAACAACAGAUACAAUCAACACUAAAAACAAGGGAGGACAUUUAAUAAGAGAUCAACACAUAGAAGAAAAUCCAUGAUUUGAAAGACAAUACGUUUUAAAGUGGGUAUUUUCUGUUGUAAAUGUCUGCGUUAGAGACAGACAUGCUCGUUGCACAGCUUAUAUUUAGCUUUAAUAUGUGUAUCCAGUAUAUAAACGUAGAGGGGCUGGGUGUUGAGCAAAGCAUCUCGCUCUCUGUAUUAUGGCUUCAUAUUAACCCCUCUGACAGCUUGCAAUUCAGACUUUGAGACAAUGAAUGAGAAUGGGGAAUGAGAAUGUUAUGAUUAAUUAGGUUGUUUUCCUGAUAAUGACAUUUAACCGUUGAAAUAGUUGUGUGUAAAGGCCUCUUGUGACUGCACUGAAUCUCUCUGAAUUAACUCUAAUACAAAGAUUGGAAGCCGUUAAGCCGUUGCAUUUCUCCACUCCUCAAAAAAAAAAAGAAAUCAAAUUUGUACUCUUCUUCUGUAUUCAAUUUCAUGCUUAUAACCACUUCAGAGUUUUCAAUAACAGUCCGAUGCCAGUAAAUAUGCUAUUACUGGCUUGUGAAAUCAUCACUCUUAAAAGAAACUUGAAUUACACAGCUGACGGAGCUCUAUGAAAGUGGUUUUCUGAGUACAUAGCGCUAAUCUGUGAAUGUAGACACAGGCUCGCUGUUUAUGCUUCAUUUACUGUAACAGAGUCUCAUUUAAAGGAGAAGACGAAGACAACUUUGAAAGAAAUUAGACAUAGAUGCUUUACAGUUUCUUUUUUUCACAUUUGUUCUAAGUUGGUGAGAAGUUUAGUAACUCCAAUCCAUGAUUUACUUUUCCUACAUUUGGAAGUGUUAAAGAGGUACCUUUUUCAUUUAAAUGCUUGCAGUGCGGCUGACAAUCA
Cottoperca gobio is the source of this 2103-nucleotide messenger RNA. It is a transcript of the gene samd12, whose product is annotated as sterile alpha motif domain containing 12. The transcript is spliced from 3 exons. The record is from RefSeq and is a predicted model, not a curated record. Gene Ontology annotation, molecular function: protein binding. The annotation marks the transcript as partial. NCBI's taxonomy places the organism in Eukaryota, Metazoa, Chordata, Actinopteri, Perciformes, Bovichtidae. Gene Ontology annotation, cellular component: cytoplasmic side of plasma membrane. Gene Ontology annotation, biological process: cell surface receptor protein tyrosine kinase signaling pathway.